UUUUAUCAGUGUGCCCGCUUAAUCUGAGUUGUUCACUACCGACAUGUCGGAAUUGACCAACAUUUUGAAUAGAUCAGCCCACAGUUCCUUGCAAGUAAUACUGGUAUAUAUCAGGUGCAGUUCAAAAGAACGAAGUAAUGUUUUGGGAUGAAAAGUAUUGGCUUCCUCGUGGUUUUUCCUGGGAUGAUCUUAAAUCCAACCAUACCGUUCAUUAUCCUGAUAUUUGGGAAUUAACUUAUGCUAUGAAGUAUAGUCUGUUACUGUUGUUACUUAGAUUUGCUGUUGAAUGCUUCAUAUUUCUACCAAUUGGUUGUUUAUUCGGUUUGAUUAAAGAACCGUUGAGCUUACGUAUCAAAGCGCAGCUGAAUUUUCGUCAAGCUAGUAAAGGGAAAUUCAAACGGGUAGCAGAAUGCGCAUGGCGAUUUCUGUUUUACAUAUGUAUUUGGCUAUACGGCCUUUAUGUUUUGUCUGACCAACCUCAGUUGUACGAUGUUACGGAGUGUUGGCGACAUUGGCCUCGUCAUCCGCUUACUAGUACUGUUUGGUGGUACUACGUGAUCGAAACAUCAUUUUAUUGCUCACUUAUUGUCAGUUCAUUGUUAUUUGACAUUCGACGGGCUGAUUUCAUUCAGAUGACAUUUCAUCACUUAAUCACCGUUCUCCUUCUUCUACUAAGUUUCGUAAUGAAUAUGGUUCGAAUUGGCACGCUGAUUCUUUUUAGCCACGACAUCGCUGAUGUUUUCCUCGAACUGGGCAAGCUAUGUCGAUAUGCUGGUUGGAAAACGAUUUUAACAUGCGUUUUUGUAACGUUCAUGAUAGUAUGGAUUGUCACGCGGCUCAUUUACUUUCCAUUUGUUAUUAUUCGGUCAGUACUAUUCGAUGCUCCCGUUUUAAUACAGGCGGAUUAUCGGUGGGAAAAUAUACGACAAUUUCCAAUAGUUCCACGAUUGUUCGCUGUAAUGCUACUCUGUUUACUGAUUCUACAUAUUUAUUGGACAUUUAUAAUCAUGAAGAUAGCGCUUAAGUCAGUAAAGGGCAAUAUUGAUGAUAUCAGGGAGGAAUCAGAUAAUGAAACGUCUUCUACAUCAUCAGCUGAAAAUACCGAUGCAAUCGGGAAAAAUUAUCUAAAAACGACAAAGAAAAGGCAAUAAUUGUUACUUACUCGGUAAUAACGCCGAAUGAAGGAAGUCUUUAAAAUACGAG
This is a messenger RNA of Loa loa (African eye worm), 1203 nucleotides long. RefSeq lists its product as hypothetical. Gene Ontology annotation, biological process: ceramide biosynthetic process. The coding region runs from base 138 to 1151 and encodes 337 amino acids. The transcript has 7 exons. The record is from RefSeq and is a predicted model, not a curated record. Gene Ontology annotation, cellular component: membrane. Gene Ontology annotation, molecular function: sphingosine N-acyltransferase activity. Lineage: Eukaryota; Metazoa; Nematoda; Chromadorea; Rhabditida; Onchocercidae.